Trypanosoma rangeli is the source of this 357-nucleotide messenger RNA. RefSeq lists its product as uncharacterized. Lineage: Eukaryota; Euglenozoa; Kinetoplastea; Trypanosomatida; Trypanosomatidae. The record is from RefSeq and is a predicted model, not a curated record. Bases 1 to 357 code for a protein of 118 amino acids. The transcript has a single exon.
AUGUCGCACGUCACGGCGGACUUGGAGUACUUCAAGUGUGACAUGUGCGGCGUGUACCUGCACAAGGACAUCUUCUGCGACCACCGGCGCGAGUGUAAGGGUCUUGAUUCGACAGAGAUGAAAAAGAGUCAGUGCCGCCAGAUUGAGCUAGCGUUAGACGAGGAGACGCGGCGCCGUCUCGCGUCGCGGGCUGCCGAUGGGGCAACUUUUGUGCCUGUCGAGCUUGCCGAAAGACACCAGCACGCGCGGGUGCGGCGGAAUGUGGUGAACUUGUACCAGGCGGAGGUGGACAAGGCGCUGCAGCAGCAGCUUGCCCCUGACAAGAUGAAGUCGCUUGCCGCAUUUUUGCGGGAAUGA